UAGGGGGUUCUGCUCCUCAGAACACAUUUUUCUUAACACCACCUCUCAAUCUUAGAGUGAGGAACUUUUCAGUUCUAUCCUCUUCUCUUCUCUUCUCUUAUUUUCUCUUCUCUUCAUCUCAUCCAUUUUCUUCCAACUUCCAUCGUUUUCUCUUCAGCUUUAUUCCGUUCAUUAGAAAUCUCCCUCUCAAGUUUGAUUUUGUGUUGGGUUGAAUUAGCCUGAAUUCGGGAAGGAAAAAUAGUUUCAGCUGUUUGAUUAGAACUUAUUUGAAAUUUAGAGAUUCUACAGCAUGCUGCAGGCCUGGUUUCAGGAAAUUAGUAUUCUUUGGGUUGGGUUGUUUGGUUAAGUUGUGUUUUGAGAAUUGGUUCUUGUCGGUCAGAACCAAUUUGAAUCCUGAAGAAAUAUCUUUCUGGUUUCUGAAAGAUAGAUCUCAGGCAGGAAUGGAGAAUGUUUCUGGGUUUAGCAAGGAAGAAGAGCAGAUUGAUUUGCCUCCUGGUUUCCGGUUCCACCCGACUGACGAAGAGCUUAUAACACACUACCUGUCCAAGAAGGUCGUUGACAGCAGCUUCUAUGCUAGAGCAAUUGGAGAGGUAGAUUUGAAUAACUGUGAACCUUGGGAUAUGCCACGGAGAGCAAAAAUGGGAGAGAAGGAGUGGUAUUUCUUCUGUGUUAGAGACAGAAAAUACCCAACUGGUUUGAGGACGAACAGGGCCACUGCUGCUGGUUACUGGAAGGCCACAGGAAAAGACAAGGAGAUUUACAGAGGGAAAACACUGGUUGGAAUGAAGAAAACCCUGGUUUUCUACCGAGGAAGAGCUCCCAAAGGAGAAAAAACCAACUGGGUCAUGCACGAGUAUAGGUUAGAGGGAAAGUUCUCUAUUUCUAACUUGCCCAAAACAGCGAAGAACGAGUGGGUAAUCUGUAGGGUAUUUCAAAAGAGCUCAGGUGGGAAGAAAAUUCACAUUCCAGGACUAGUGAGAAUGAGCUCCUUGAGCGAUGAAUUGGCUCCAUCUACUCUACCUCCAUUAAUGGAUUCUUCUCCCUACAACAGCAAGACCAAAGCAUCUGUUGCUGAGACAGCUCACGUGACCUGCUUCUCCAACCCAAUGGAGGACCGGAAAAACCAGGAAGAGAUGAUUGAUUGCUUCAACUCUCCUCUGUUCGCUUCUUCUACAAACCCUUUUGAUCCAUCCCCUGCUUCAUUGCUUUUUUCAAAAUUCAAUCUCCCAAACUCAUUCUACACCACGCAAGGUGCUACAAGUCUCGGAAAUCUGCAAUACCCAGGUUCCGUUUUGAUGCAAGACCAGACCUUCUUAAGGGCUUUACUUGAAAACCAUGGAUCAACCAUGAUGAAGCAGAAUUUCAAAACAGAGAGGGAGAUGGUAAGCAUUUCUCAGGAAACGGGAUUGUCGACUGAAAUGAACACCGAGAUCUCUUCGGUUGUCUCAAACCAUGAGGAUCCAUCCACCUCGGCUGGACCUGUGGACCUUGACUGUUUAUGGAACUAUUAAAGAAGACGGAGGAGGAGAAAGAGCAGCUUCGCUGUUGUCUACGAUUAGUGUUGUGUGCAUAAGUUCUCUGAAUGAAAAAAUAACGUGAGGGAAAAUGAAGGAUAUUAGAUGUUGUAUCAUACAAAAAUUAAACUUUUUUUUUUUUUUUACUUUGUUAUUUUGAUUUUUUGGGGAGAUUUUUAUAAUUGUCAUAAAAAGCUUGUAUUCACAUUGUGAAAGAGGAUUAAUUUGGUAGCUAACUGGUGACAAUACGAGCUUAUAUUUUUAAUGGCAUUCAGCCCCACAGAUUGCUGUGCUAACGACAUGAGUUCCAUUAUUA
Molecule: messenger RNA, 1830 nt
Organism: Nelumbo nucifera (sacred lotus)
Lineage: Eukaryota; Viridiplantae; Streptophyta; Magnoliopsida; Proteales; Nelumbonaceae
Product: NAC domain-containing protein 100-like
Biological process (GO): regulation of DNA-templated transcription
Molecular function (GO): DNA binding
Source: RefSeq, a predicted model, not a curated record